Molecule: messenger RNA, 3104 nt
Organism: Mizuhopecten yessoensis (Yesso scallop)
Lineage: Eukaryota; Metazoa; Mollusca; Bivalvia; Pectinida; Pectinidae
Product: ankyrin-3-like
Exons: 2
Coding region: 365-2377 (670 amino acids)
Molecular function (GO): protein binding
Source: RefSeq, a predicted model, not a curated record
AGUUUGUAUAAAAAAAAACAUUGAUCUAUGCACAACACAUGUGUGUUGUUGAUGAAAGUUCAUAAUUUAGAUUUAACUAUUACCAGAAAGGAUCAUUCUCCCUAGAGAAAAGAAAUCAAGGUGUACCGGUGAAACGGUCCUAGAUGAAACAAUUUGACGUCAUAUAUACUUGUGUUUUUAUGUACAGUAUGGCGACGUAUACUAGUGUGCUCUACAGCAGACGUGUAUGUAUACUACCGAGAUGACACGGGUGGCUGGCCGACGUCUUCAUUGUGUCUAGACCACUAGGGAUGUGAAUAACCGGUCAAAUGGUGAGCAUCAGGACAUACAGCCGCAGGAAAUUCGUGACAGGAGACUGGUGACAAUGGACGUGAAGUGCCUUCACGAGCAAAUCAGAGCCGGCGACGUCAAAGCUGUCCGCAGAUUGACCUCCAAUAGCGUUGACGUGAAUAAGGUUUACUGUCGUGACACCGCUUUUAGCCUCGCUCUGGAUCAGCAAAACGUCAAUUGUGACAUAGUAAAUUUACUUUUGUCUUGUUCUCAAUUCGACCCAAAUUCAAAGAAUCACUUUGACAGGACUCCUCUAUUCUGUGCCGCCAAGCUUGGUAACAUUGACAUUGUGAACCACCUUUUGACACUUGGAGUCCACGUGGAUCAGGCUGACCUUGAAGGAGUGACCCCUCUUGGGGCAACAGCUUGGUACGACGCGGCCGAGGUGGCUGAUGCUUUGAUAAGAGCGGGAGCGGAUGUAAACCUAUGUAACAAACGCGGUGAAUCGCCCUUACUUCGGGCUUGUUCGAAUAAAUCUUUCAAUGUUGCGAAAGUUUUAAUGGAAAACGGAUGUGACGUCAAUAAACAGGCACUGGACUUCCAAUCACCAUUAAUGGAAUGUAUCCCGUCUUCGUUUUGUACAAGACAUCCUUGCGAUAUGACAGAGCUUCUCAGUCUUCUUUUAAAACAUAAUUGUGACACAAAUUUACAAGACAGGUGUGGAUGUUCCGCCUUACACCUAGCUGUGGAGAGAAAUCAACUUCUGUCUGCCUGUAUUUUAGCCGAGAACGGAUGUGAUAUGGCGUUGAGAAAUAACGACGGGUUGACAGCGAUGCAUAUAGCCAUAUCGCCAGGACGUCAGAAUUUCAAAUUCGCGUCCUGUUUGAUAUCUUAUGGGUGCGACCUUCAUACUAUAUUUCCAGAAAUUGACAGUGACAACGGACCAAUAGCGUUGAUUUUGAAAGGUAUGACAACAUCGCAAAUGUCUCCAAAAGCGACGUCGACGGAACGUCGAUUACUACUCAAACUUCUGUUGAGUGAUUUAGACCACUUUAGGCUCUGCAAAGGUAAGCUAAAAAAACUAAUGGAUGACCACGUUCGAGACAAUGGUCUUCACAGUGAUCUGGACACCGUUGCAAAGUUUUGCCUUGACAGAUCGCCUGAUUCACUGCAAGGGAUAUCUAGGCGAAAAGUCAGACGCAGUCUUGGUCAAAGAAUUAUUCAAAAGGUUCAUACACUUCCACUUUGUGCAUCGAUAAAACAUUUUUUAACUUUUGGAUUGAAUCAUUGUCAAACCAAUCCAACCAGACUAUUAGAACUACAACUAGCUGUUAAAAACGGACACGUGAAGAAAAUUCUAGAAAUGCAGAAGUCAGGCGUGGAUGCAAACUUUCCAUUCUUGGGGAACACUCCUCUGUUAGUAGCAGUAGAGCAUGGUCAGGACGCAUCUAUGCAGGCCUUGAUAUCAGGAGGAGCAGAUCCCAACGUCCAUGGCUUCGAGGGAGAUAGUGUGCUUCACAUCGCAGCUAGAUUCGGCAGAGAAAGCAUGGUGGAUUAUUUCAUUCAGUACGGAUGUGAUGUUAACGCCGAGAACAAGAAAGGGAAUCUGCCAAUCCACGAUGCUUGUCAAAGUGGGAACUUUUUAUCAGCACAACUCCUUCUGUCGAAAGGAAGUCUUAUCUCGCUUCCCGAUAACUGUGGGAUCUAUCCAAUUCACUACAUAGCUGCCAGCGGAGACUUGGAAACAAUACGUUGUAUACUCGCGAAAGAUUCGUCCGUUAAUAUGGUCGAUACAUUAGGAAAUACUCCUUUGCACCUCGCUGCUUCAAACGGGAUCCUGUAUCUAAGGCAGAACAUCCAUUUACCUUGGUUAUACUCAAGUGAGCUGACGAUGAACCUAGACAUGAUGAACAUCAUACACAGCGAUAAGAAAACCCUUGGAUCUGCUGCCAAGGCGAGCAGACGGCACAAGGAAAUCGUAGAAGAACUAAUAAACAUGAGGAGUGAUAAAGCAAGAGAGAACACAACCGGGCAGACGGCAUUAUCCGUUGCGCAGGAAUUCGGAUGUCUGGACUAUUUUCAAAUGGAAGAUACAAACUUGACCUAGGACUGGACUUGCUGAAUACGAUUCAACCGUGACUAUAGUGACAGAAUGUGGAAAUUUUGAUACCUUAUAAUAUUUAUCUUUGAAAUCACGGCUUCCGCUAUUGAUACAAAUACCUUGGCAACACAGAAGGCAGCAAUUACGCAGCUAGCUUUUUGAUCGGUUGCUAACAUAAACAAAUCAGACCAAUCACUAAGCUGAAACCUGUGAUUUAAAGAUUAAAGAGGAGCAACACCCGACUUCAAAGCCGGUCAUUUUUGCAGAUGCUAUCGAGCGAUUCUUCUGAUUUACAUCAAAGGAUUUAACUAUCCUACUUGUACCAUCCGUAAGGUGGUGUGUACAGGGCCUGUAGUUUUGUCAUGGUAUAUUCCAAGGAUAAAGGGAAGAUGUAUGUAUCGAGAACGGAACCUUUUUAAUUUCUGAAAUGAAAAAUAUUAUCUUUAAAUAAUACUUUACCUCAAUAAUAUUGUUUCUCAGAACAUUGCAAACAACGACUGUUUUGAAACCAUUCAUAUGAUUUCUGUGAAUUCAAAUAUCGAAAUAAGCUUAUCAUAUUCUUGAACCUGGGACAUAUGAUUUUAGACAUGUUGAAAGUGUAAAUGAACCAUCUUUGUACGCAGAGGGGAUUUUCUUUAACAAAUAUUCAUGUCACUGUUUUCAUCUUGCUUGUAACAAGCAUUUUCAUUGGCUUACAAUUUAUGUUAUCAGCCCAUAAAGUAAAAAAAAUGAC